This is a messenger RNA of Stegastes partitus (bicolor damselfish), 6945 nucleotides long. It is a transcript of the gene atp11a, whose product is annotated as ATPase phospholipid transporting 11A. Lineage: Eukaryota; Metazoa; Chordata; Actinopteri; Pomacentridae. Gene Ontology annotation, biological process: phospholipid translocation. The record is from RefSeq and is a predicted model, not a curated record. Gene Ontology annotation, cellular component: recycling endosome; plasma membrane; endoplasmic reticulum. Gene Ontology annotation, molecular function: ATP binding; ATPase-coupled intramembrane lipid carrier activity; magnesium ion binding. The coding region runs from base 329 to 3946 and encodes 1205 amino acids. The transcript has 30 exons.
GGAGAGCGAAGCGCGAGGGGAGGCGGAUAUCAGCGAGCCGUGGAGGAGCAGCAGGACUCCGGUCUGAGCCCCAAAGUGAGCCCGAAGUGAAGUCAAACACGGACACGCGGACACUCCCCCUGCGAGUACGAGCCUGUAGGUGAGUUCAGGUUCACACGGCGGCUCAGUCUCACCGAGCUCUCCUUAAUUCAGGAAGAAGAGGAGCCCAGAGAAAGUCAUGGACAAAGGAGGAGAGUUAAGGAGAAGCUAGCGCCGCCAGCCAAGUGCCCGUUAGAGGAAAACACGCUCAGAAACAAGGAGAAGUGUCCGGAGAGGAAGGAGGAACAAGAUGGGGAUGGAUUUCAGCACUCUUCGGACCCUCAUCAGCCGAUAUUGUGUUGGUGAGGAGAACUGGGUGGACAGCAGGACCAUUUACAUCGGACAUAAGGAGCCUCCUCCAGGAACCGAGGCCUUCAUACAACAAAGAUUUCCCGACAACAGAAUUGUCUCGUCUAAGUACACAUUUUGGAACUUCAUCCCCAAGAAUAUGUUUGAGCAGUUCAGGAGGGUCGCCAACUUCUACUUUCUCAUCAUAUUUCUGGUUCAGCUGAUCAUCGACACUCCCACCAGUCCGAUCACCAGCGGACUGCCACUCUUCUUUGUCAUCACAGUCACCGCCAUCAAACAGGGUUAUGAGGAUUGGUUGAGACACAAAGCAGACAACGCUGUCAACAAAUGUCCUGUGCAUGUGGUGCAGCACGGGAAAGUGGUCCGCAAACAAAGUCGCAAGCUCAGGGUCGGAGAUGUCGUCUUGGUGAAAGAAGAUGAGAGUUUCCCCUGUGAUCUCAUCCUUCUUUCCUCAUCUCGAGAUGACGGGACGUGCUUCGUUACGACAGCCAGUCUGGAUGGAGAGAGCAGCCACAAGACAUACUAUGCAGUUCAGGACACUAAAGCGUACAACACAGAGAAGGAGGUGGACUCUAUCCACGCCACUAUAGAAUGUGAACAACCGCAGCCAGACCUGUACAAAUUCGUGGGCCGUAUAAACGUCUACAUGGACAAUGAACCGGUGGCCAGGCCUUUGGGAUCGGAGAACCUGCUGCUCCGAGGAGCCACACUCAAGAACACUGAAUAUAUUUAUGCUGUUGCCAUCUACACCGGCAUGGAAACCAAGAUGGCGCUCAACUACCAGUCCAAGUCUCAGAAGCGAUCCGCAGUGGAAAAAUCAAUGAAUGCCUACCUGGUGGUCUACCUGUGCAUUCUCAUCAGCAAAGCUGUCAUCAACACAGUGCUGAAAUAUGCAUGGCAGGCCGACCCAAACAGAGAUGAGCCCUGGUACAACGAGAGGACAGAAGUUGAGAGGCAGAGACAUGUUCUGAUCAGGGCAUUCACAGACUUCUUGGCCUUCAUGGUUCUUUUCAACUACAUCAUUCCUGUCUCGAUGUACGUCACUGUGGAGAUGCAGAAGUUCCUGGGCUCCUACUUCAUCAUGUGGGAUGAUGAGAUGUUUGACGAGGAGCUGGGGGAGAGAGCUGUGGUCAACACAUCAGACCUGAAUGAGGAGCUGGGACAGGUGGAGUAUGUGUUUACAGACAAGACGGGGACUCUGACAGAGAACAACAUGGAGUUCAUAGAGUGUUGUGUGGACGGACAUGUUUAUGUACCACAUGUUAUCUGUAACGGACAGGUGAUGCCUGGUGCCGCCGGUAUGGACAUGAUUGACACAUCGCCAGGCCCCAAAGCCAGGGAGCACGAGGAGCUGUUCUUCCGGGCGCUGUGCUUGUGCCACACGGUGCAGGUAAAAGAGGAGGAGACGGUGGACGGGAUCAAGCAUGGCAUCCACCAGGGCAAGUCGUCUUCCUUCUACAUCUCCUCUUCUCCGGACGAAGUGGCGCUGGUGGAGGGCAUGAAGAGGCUCGGUUUCACCUAUCUGAGACUCAAGGACGGUCAGAUGGAAAUCUUAAAUAGGGAGGAUGAGAUUGAGAGGUUUGAGCUGCUAGAGGUUUUGACAUUCGACUCGGUCAGACGGAGGAUGAGCGUCAUUGUCAGAUCCAACUCUGGUGAACUGUAUCUGUUCUGUAAAGGCGCAGACUCUUCCAUCUUCCCCAGGGUUAUCUCAGGCAAGGUGGAUCAGGUCAGAGCUCGAGUGGAGCACAAUGCGGUGGAGGGUCUGAGAACACUUUGUGUUGCCUAUCGCCCUUUAAGUCCCGAACAGUACCAGGAGGUUUGCCAUCUGCUCAGCAGCGCCAAGUUGGCACUACAGGACCGAGACAAACGGCUGGCUGAGGCUUACGACCUCAUCGAGAAAGACCUGAUACUGCUGGGAGCCACUGCUGUGGAGGACAGGCUCCAGGAAAAAGCAGCAGACACCAUCGAGUCUCUCCACAAAGCUGGUAUGAAGGUGUGGGUGCUGACCGGAGAUAAGAUGGAGACGGCAGCUGCAACCUGCUACGCCAGCAAGCUGUUUCGCCGCAACACGCAGAUCCUGGAGCUGACCACCAAGCGUACAGAGGAGCAGAGCCUUCACGAUGUCCUGUUUGACCUGAGCAGGACAGUUCUUCGGCAGCAUGGAGGCAUGACCCGAGACACCUUCUCUGGUUUAUCAGGCGACUGUACCGACUAUGGUCUGAUCAUCGAUGGAGCGACCCUCUCUGCGGUGAUGAGGCCUGGCCAGGAGGACUCAAACUCAGGGAAUUAUAAAGAGAUCUUCCUGGAAAUCUGCCGCAACUGCAGCGCUGUGCUCUGCUGUCGAAUGGCACCGCUCCAGAAAGCACAGAUUGUCAAGCUGAUCAAAGCAUCCAAGGAGCAUCCGAUCACACUAGCGAUUGGAGAUGGAGCCAAUGAUGUCAGCAUGAUCCUGGAGGCCCAUGUUGGCAUCGGUAUAAUGGGUAAAGAGGGUCGCCAGGCAGUGAGGAACAGCGACUACGCCAUCCCAAAGUUCAAACACCUCAAGAAGAUGCUGCUCGUUCAUGGACACUAUUACUACAUACGCAUCUCUGAGCUUGUGCAGUACUUCUUCUACAAGAAUGUCUGUUUCAUCUUCCCUCAGUUCCUCUACCAGUUCUUUUGUGGCUUCUCACAACAACCACUGUACGAUACAGCCUACUUGACUCUCUACAACAUCAGCUUUACCUCGCUGCCCAUUCUGCUGUACAGUCUAAUAGAGCAGCACAUUAAUAUGGACAUCCUGAAGAAGGACCCCUCUCUCUAUAGAGAUAUUGCUAAGAACUCUCUGCUGCGGUGGCCCAUCUUCAUAUAUUGGACUAUCCUGGGUGUAUAUGAUGCCAUCGUGAUGUUCUUCGGUGCUUACUUUCUGUUUGACAACACCACCUUCACCAGCAACGGACAGAUGUUUGGAAACUGGACAUUUGGGACACUAGUCUUCACUGUGCUGGUCUUCACCGUUACAUUCAAGCUCGCUCUAGAUACUCAUUACUGGACUUGGAUCAACCAUUUUGUCAUCUGGGGCUCGCUCAUCUUCUUUGUGGUCUUCUCUCUGCUGUGGGGCGGAAUCAUCUGGCCCUUCCUCAACUACCAGAGGAUGUACUAUGUGUUCAUGCAGAUGUUGUCCAGUGGCCCUGCCUGGCUCAGUAUUAUCCUUCUGAUAACAGCCAGUCUGCUGCCAGAUGUGGUGAAGAAGGUCAUCUGGAGGGCGCUGUGGCCCACCACGACUGAACGCAUACAGAAUGCUGAUAAACUCUACAAGGGCCAGCUGUCGGAGUUCACCCCCUUGGCGUCUCUCCACGCCCCACCCAAGGCCAGCAGCCACCGGCGAGGCUCGGAAAACCAAAGGAACAUCCCGAACCCUCGAAGGUCUGAAACCUUUACCAAGAAAAUCAUGUUCACACGCUGGCAAAGAGCGCCAGAUUACUGCACCUUCACCCCCCUCCUCCGAUUCGCAGAUGGCUCCCGCCAGCCAAAGCAGGGACACGCUUACAGCGGGGCGGGGCCUGAGACCUCAGUCUAAUGUAUUCCUUUUGGUCUGGAGUUUUUCUAUCCUUGUAUUCUGAUACCACAUACAGUGGCAUCCAUUUGGAGUUGAACUGAACAAAGAAGUGAUUUGGAUAAAUUGGUGGAAGGUAAAAUUGCCCAAAAGUAACUGGAUUCAAAUAACGGACUAUGUUGCUAAUAGCAGCUAUUUGGAAUUCAGUUGAAUGGAUUACAUUGAAAGUGACCUUUAUAACUGCUCCCAAGUCAGCAGCCAAGUGUGGCGUACGGCUCUGUGGGACGCUUCUGGAAAGCACUCCGAUCCACGUCCUCGUUCGCCACCACAACAUGCAAAGGGCUCAGUGUAUUGAUGUCACAACAAGCAAACAAGACUCAAGAACUUUGAUUUCAAACUAGAACAAAAUACGUGCACUGGCCCUUUACAUGUGUCUGCCUCCGAUGGCAGCUGAAGUGUACUUUAAAUGUUAGGAUUUUUUGUAAUGGUGAUAAUCAUGAUGCGCUGUGACUGGAAGUGUGAUGCUGAUGAUGAUGAAGACUGUAACAGUGCUUAAGCCAGCUCAAGCUUUCUCUGACCAAGCAUUUUUUCUUGUCCUCAACUCCUACCAUCCCUCCAUCUUUCUUUUCCUUCUUUUUCUCUGUCUGUUCUGCCUCUUUGUAGGACUAACUGGUGUUGCCUGUGUGCAAACAUAUUGUCCAGAAAUACUCCGUAGGACUCUGGGGUCAGAUCCUACAACAUUGUAAGGAGUGGUGGAGUAGAAUAGAAAAGCCUAAGUGUCGUGAGUCGGAGUUGGUCUUUUUUUUUUUUUUUCAUUUUAUCACAGAAAAGAAAGGAAAAAAAGUCCAACUUUGGCUGCACAUGGACACUUAGACUUUUAAAAUCAAAGGUAGUCUAGCGUGUUUGCUGGCAUAGAUGUGUGUGUUUGUGCGCUGAUAGCUAGAAGGUUGUGUUAGCGUGUGUGUUGUCAUCUUUGCAGCAUCUCCUUCUGUCUCAUCAUCUUUACCUGUUGAAUUGGAACUAUUUAUCUGAUUAUUUUGCGAUAGAAUCUAGUAGAAAUAGCAAUGUGAAGACUUCCUAGCUGUUUCUUGAUGCCUUAACGUCACCUUGAAUUUACCACAUUUACCAAAGAAGAGGAAAUAUGUUAUAACUGAUGGGUCCAGUUGGAGAAAAUGUAUGGCCUGUAAAUGGAGAGUGUUCACAACAAACAAAAUAUAGAAUGUAUUUAUCAUCUUAAAGUAGGUAAGACAGGAAAAUGCAGCUUUUAUUUACAGUUGUGGACUCUUUUAGCUUACUUGUGUUCACGUUCAUCAAAGCACUUUAAAAAUAAACACAGAAAUUUUAUUGAGAUAAUCAUAACACAACAAUAUUUAUCUCUUUUUUUUUUUAAGUGCCCCAAAUGACUUGAUGCCUUAAAUUUUUGAGAUUAGCUUAACCUGAAUAGUAAGAAAUUAUCACUGUAGUAUACACUGAAGGUUAUUCUGUCUUAAAGGUACAUAAACAGUUUUUAAGAGAUCCACAAAACAAAAACAGAAGGCAUUAAUUCAAUCCCACAUUGGACCUAGACACGAAGACCCAAAUAUGUAGAAAGAAAACAAACUACAUACAUAAACAGAUACAAAAGUUUCAACAGGAAAGGAAAAUCCCCAAAACAGUUUCUUUUCAUUUUAAUUAUUUUACUGAAUUAAAGCUCGCCUUAAAGUCCGCACCUUAGAGAGACUUUUUAAAGACCCGUAAAAAGUUGUUUACAGUAAAAGGAGGGCCCAUAUCCCUGAAGAAAACACUACAUACAUGCACGGGGCUCUUUAAAUGCAAAUGUAUUUAUAUUAUAUGCUCAAAAAGUGACAGAUGUAUUUUAAAAAAUCGAAAUGAAAGUGUGAACAUUCUGAGUAAGAUAGCUGUUUUUCACUUAACGGCAGCAGAGUAUUGGGUGUUUUACUUUACAAAUCCGAUUGAUUUUAGCAUCUCAUAGCUUCGCGCUCCUAAAAGCCUUACGAUGGCGGUGCAACAGCCUAAUGGGAUUCGCUACCUUGAAAAGGGCCUUCACAGUGCAAGUGUGUCUCGCUUUUGUCUGUUUCAACACUUAUCCUCUCUCUUCCUUUCUAGCCGUCUCUCUCUUUCUUUCUCCCUCUGCUGAAGCGAUGUGGAAGUUUUCCUACCUCUGUGACAGUCCUCUCCACCUGUCUCAUCAUCAUCAUCAUCAUCAUCACCACCAUCCUCUCGUCUGUCCCUCCUGCAUCUUCUCGGCCAUCCCUCCAUUCAUCCAUCGAUCCAUCCUUUGUGAGACAGAGCAGAAGUGACGUUUUGUACUCCUCUAAUAGUACUUCUAUGAACCAAAGCCUUGUUGCUGCUAGAGAUACUUUUAGCUGCUUUACAUUAGGUGCCUUGUGCUAGUUGAUGAAAUCUACCUUUGUUUCUCCUGAACUGUCUGUGCUUGCUUUAUGGUGAAUUUACGACUAUCAAUAUACACUUUGAUGGUACAAAGGCUCUGCAGAUGAUGGAUGUAUGGAUGCACAACUGAGGAGUGACGAGUUAGUGAUGAGGUGAAUGUAAAAGUUAGCUUUUAUACAGGUUAUAUGGUCCAGAAAGAGUGAUACACAGUCGAUGAACAAAUUAAUUACCACUUGCACCAAAACAUUCAAUGACUUAUGUUUAAUAUAAUUUUUUAUUGUUUUUAUUCCAGAUGUUUUAUAUAUGCCCCCGAGGGCAUCUGUCUCUGAAAUGUUAUUUUUACUGUUUUUAUUUAGGUACAAUGUGUAAAAAUCCCUAUUUACUCACUGGAAAGACAACAGUACGAUGUUGUUGUUACUCUUUAUUUUAAAGACAAAGAAGACUUGAAGAGCUCCAGCACUGCUUGAUCGACCAACUGCAGUCGAUCGUUGUCACAAACUGGGAUUUUUAAAAAAUGUAUUCUGUGUGUUUCUUUCAUUUUAACUUGCUUUUCCAGAUCUUGGUUUUCUACUUCCAUUUUGUUUUUGUUUGUUUGGGUGAACCAGAUUACAAAACAUGUAAUCAGUGACUCA